AUGGAUGAAGAGCGCGUUGGAUGGGUUGAUAGCCCUACUUUUUAUGACCACCAUAUAAGGACGAUAAAGACUCAAUUUGAUGUGCUGGAGAUGGGAAGAACCUACUCUGGCUGGUUUGUCAAGUACCAUGUUGAUCUUGUCCAUGAUCCUCCAAUUCCCAUUCCUGACCUGCUACAAUGGGAAAAAAGAACUGUUCUUCUGUUUCUUGUUCCAGAUCUCAAUGAAAAUGGAGGUGGAGGAGAGGAAUGUUCAUCCCUCUUGCUGCAUACUCCUGGUAAGGUCAUCUCUUAUAAUCUCAAGAACAAGACCUUCCAAUCUUUCGAGUUAACUUCCAACCCCGACUCUAUGACAGUUUGGGGUGGAGAAUGUCGAUAUAUGGAGACUUGUGUGUGA
This is a messenger RNA of Prunus armeniaca (apricot), 393 nucleotides long. The record is from the annotation of a GenBank genome assembly. Lineage: Eukaryota; Viridiplantae; Streptophyta; Magnoliopsida; Rosales; Rosaceae.